AUGGGUGUUAAACAUCUUUGGUCAAUUUUAGAACCUGCAUAUAAACAAGGUUCAUAUGAAGAUUUAGCAGGAAAAACAGCUGCAGUAGAUUUAAGUAUUUGGAUUAUUGAAUGUCGAUCAGUAUCAACAAAUCAUCGAAAUUCACUUCAUUUAAGGACAUUAUUUUUCCGUGUAUUAAAUAUGAUUUAUUUCAAUAUUAAACCUAUAUUUGUUCUUGAUUCAACUAAAAUAACUGAUUUAAAAUUAGAUGUUAUUACAAAACGAUUAGCAUUAAAAAAUAAAACAACAGAUCAAACUCGUUCAGGUUUUAACGUAUUAAUUAAUGAAUGUUCAGAAUUACUUAAUUAUCUUGGUUUACCAAUCAUACGAGCAGAUGGUGAAGCAGAAAAAUUAUGUGCACAAUUAAAUCAAAUGAAUAUAGUAGAUGUUGUUAUUACUAAUGAUAGUGAUUGUUUUGUAUAUGGUGCUAAGACAAUUAUUCGAAAUUUUGGUAUCGAUAUAAAGUCAAUAUCAUUUGAUAUUUAUGAUCGACAUGAAAUUGAAUCAAAUUGUCAUCUUAAUCAACGUUCUCUAUUAGCACUUGCAUUACUUCUUGGUUCAGAUUAUGAUAGUCAAGGUAUUCAAGGUAUUGGUCGUGAAAAUGCUUUAAAAUUUCUUCAAUUAAUACCAUCAAAUAUUGAUCCUGUUGAUUAUAUACGUACAAUAUUAUUACGUAAUAAUCCACAAAAUAAAUAUGAACAAAAAAUUUUAAAUAUAUUAAAAGAUAAUAAUAAAAAUUUUAAAUAUUUUGAUAAAAUUAUUAAAGAAUAUUCAUCAUUAGAAUUAGAUAAUUUACCUCUUAUUGCAUCAAUUGCAUCAAUUAAAUGGUUAAAACCAGUACGACUUAAACAACUUCAAAUAUAUAUGAAAAAGAAACUUGAUUGGAUUGAAUCUUAUACAUUUAUUAAGGUCUUUCCAUUAUUAACUCGUUUUCAAAUUCUUUAUCGUCUUAAUAUGCUUGAACUUGAUGUUAAUGAUAUACUUUCAUUAUCUGAUACAACUAUAUAUCAACCUAUUUCUAUAAAAAAAAUUCGUAUUCGACAAUCAAAACAAUAUUAUGAAGUCGAAUGGAAACAAAAUGAUUUAUCAUCAAUAAAAACAGUUGAAAAUCAAAUGGCUAAUUUAUCACUUAUGAUAUUAGAUAAUAAUAAUGAUGAUGAUGAUGACGAUGAAGAAAAAUUAAUUACUAUUGAACCAGCUGAUCUAUUUCGUCAUGCUUAUCCUGAUAUAGUCAAUACAUUUGAAGCACCUGUAUCAAAAUCAAAAAAACCAAAGAAAACAACAACAACAACAACAGUUAUGAAUGAUAAUAAAUUAACACAAAAGAAAAAAAAAGUAAAACAAACAUCAACAACAGUUGCUGCAUCAACAUCAAUGUCAUUAGAUCUAUUAAGUAUGAUUCAAAAUGAAACAUGUGAAAUUCCAAUAACAAAAACAAUAUCAAAAAAAAAACAUUCAAAAUUUAAUCAUCGACCAACAAUGGCUGCAUUAUCAACAUCAAUGAAUAUUGAUAUUCUUAGUGUAUUACAAAAAUCAAUUGGCAAUAUAAAUUCAUUGAAAAAAUCAAAAUCAAGACCAAUUAAACAUCAUACUCAAUCAGAUAUGGUUAUUCACACUCAAAAACCUGUUACUCUAUUAAAUACAUCAUUGUCACUUGAUGUAUUAGAUAUUCUUCUACGUGAAAAUGAUGAAUGUGAAAUAACCGAUGUAUUUAUCAAUAAACCGAUAAAACAGAAACAUCAAAACUAUGAUAAUAUAAUUCAAUUAUCAUUAUCCGAUAAUACUGAUGAUGAUGAUAAUAAUAAUCAUAAAGAUGUUUUGCCUCUUCCACUUUGGGAUCGAAUUCGACAACGAACAAUUGUUUAA
This is a messenger RNA of Rotaria sp. Silwood1, 1905 nucleotides long. The record is from the annotation of a GenBank genome assembly. NCBI's taxonomy places the organism in Eukaryota, Metazoa, Rotifera, Eurotatoria, Philodinida, Philodinidae.